Molecule: messenger RNA, 375 nt
Organism: Candida dubliniensis CD36
Lineage: Eukaryota; Fungi; Ascomycota; Pichiomycetes; Serinales; Debaryomycetaceae
Product: tubulin-binding prefolding complex subunit
Exons: 1
Coding region: 1-375 (124 amino acids)
Biological process (GO): protein folding
Cellular component (GO): cytoplasm; prefoldin complex
Molecular function (GO): protein folding chaperone
Source: RefSeq, a predicted model, not a curated record
AUGUCGACACCAAAAGCUACAGGAACAGACGAACAAAAGUCACAAAUCUUACAACAAGAAUAUAACAGAUACCAAGAAUUAAUAGCGGAACUAGACUCCCAAUUGAGUACCAUAUCAUCGCAAUUACAGGAGCAUCUUAUAGUGGAUCAAUCAUUAACAUCAAUUUCUCCUGAGAAAAGAGAGGGCCGUAAAUGUUUCAAAAUGAUAGGUGGAGUAUUGGUUGAAAAAAGUAUUGAUGAGGUGAUCAAAAUUUUGAAUGGAGAAAUCACUCAAUUGAAAAACGAACGUGAAAGACUAAACAAAGAGUUGACUGAUAAUAGGAAAAAAUUGGAAAGUUGGAUAACUACAAAUAAAAUCAAAAUUGUCAAAGGUUAA